Candoia aspera is the source of this 2016-nucleotide messenger RNA. RefSeq names its product zinc finger protein 493-like. Lineage: Eukaryota; Metazoa; Chordata; Lepidosauria; Squamata; Candoiidae. The transcript has a single exon. The record is from RefSeq and is a predicted model, not a curated record. Bases 149 to 1825 code for a protein of 558 amino acids.
AGUAAUAUUAUUCAAAGGCAAAUUAGAUGUCAAUGAGCACUAUCCAACCCACACUGAGAGAGAUUAUAUACGCAGAGAAAGUGGAAAAAAUUACAAUUGGACUUUCACUCCUUCCUGUGAAAAUGUGGGCCUUACAUCUCCUAAAAGGAUGCACACAGGUGAGAAACCACAUGAAUGCAAACAGUGUGGAAAGAGAUUCUGUCGAAGUGCUUCCCUUACUUAUCAUAGAAAGGUCCACACGGGAGAGAAGCCAUAUAAAUGCAUGGAGUGUGGAAAGAGCUUUACUUCUAGCAGUCAUCUUACUUCCCAUAAACGGAUCCACACAGGGGAGAAGCCAUAUAAGUGCACAGAGUGUGGAAAGAGGUUCGGUGGAAGUUCUUCCCUUACUUAUCAUAAAAGGAUCCACACAGGGGAGAAGCCAUAUAAAUGCAUGGAGUGUGGAAAGGACUUUACUUCUAGCAGUCAUCUUACUUCCCAUGAAUGGAUCCACACAGGGGAGAAGCCAUAUAAGUGCACGGAGUGUGGAAAGAGAUUCUGUAGAAGUACUUCCCUUACUUAUCAUAAAAGGAUCCACACAGGGGAGAAGCCAUAUAAAUGUACGGAGUGUGGAAAGAGCUUGACUACUAGCAGUCAACUUACUUACCAUAACCGGAUCCACGCAGGGGAGAAACCAUAUAAAUGCACGGAAUGUGGAAAGAGUUUUACUACUAUCAGUCCACUUAUUUCCCAUAAACGGAUCCACACAGGGGAGAAACCAUAUAAAUGCAUGGAGUGUGGAAAGGGAUUUUGUCGAAGUACUUCUCUUACUUACCAUAACCGGAUCCACGCAGGGGAAAAACCAUAUAAAUGCAUGGAGUGUGGAAAGAGCUUUAUUACUAGCAGUGACCUUACUUCUCAUAAAAGGAUCCACACAGGGGAGAAACCAUAUAAAUGCACAGAGUGUGGAAAGAGCUUUACUGCUAGUAGUCGUCUUACCUCCCAUAAAUGUGCCCACACAGUGGAGAAACCAGAGGAAUGCAAAGAAUGUGGAAAGAGAUUCUGGAAAAGUAGUUCCCUUACUUAUCAUAAAAGGAUCCACACAGGGGAGAAGCCACAUAAGUGCACAGAGUGUGCUAAGAGCUUUAGUACUAGCAGUCAACUUACUUCCCAUAAAAGGAUCCACUCAGGGGAGAAGCCAUAUAAGUGCAUGGAGUGUGGAAAGAGCUUUACUACUAGCAGUUACCUUACCUCCCAUAAACGGACCCACACAGGGGACAAACCGUAUAAAUGCAUGGAGUGUGGAAAGAGCUUUACUACUAGCAGUCAACUUAUUUCCCAUAUACAGAUCCACACAGGGGAGAAACCAUAUAAAUGCAUGGAAUGUGGAAAGAGCUUUAGUACUAGCAGUUACCUUAAUUGCCAUAAACGGAUCCACACAGGGGAGAAACCAUAUAAAUGCACAGAGUGUGGGAAGAGCUUUAGUACUAGAAGUUACCUUAUUUCGCAUAAACGGAUCCACACAGGGGAGAAGCCAUAUAAGUGCAUGGAGUGUGGAAAGAGCUUUACUGCUAGCAGUUCACUUAUUUCCCAUAAACGGAUCCACACGGGGGAGAAACCCUAUAAAUGCACGGAGUGUGGAAAGAGGUUCUGUCGAAGCACUUCCCUUACUUAUCAUAGAAAGAUCCACACUGGGGAGAAACCACCUAAGUGCACGGAGUGUGGAAAGAAUGUUACUACUAGCACUUAUCUUACUUCCUAUAAACAGAUCCAUGCAGGGGAGAAACUGUAUAAAUGCAUGGUUUGUAGAAAGAGCUUUACUACUAGCAGUCAACUUCCCAUAAACUGAUCCAAACUGGGUGGAAACCACAUGAAUGCAAAGAGUGCGGAAAGAAAUUCUGUUGAAGUGCUUCCCUUACUUCCCACAAACAGUUCAACACAGGGGAGAGAAGCCAUAUAAAUGCUUGGAGUGUGGAAAGAGUUUCUGCAAAAAUGGGAUUCUUACUGUCCACAAAAAGGUCCACACAGGGAGAAGCCACA